Molecule: messenger RNA, 2061 nt
Organism: Anoplophora glabripennis (Asian longhorned beetle)
Lineage: Eukaryota; Metazoa; Arthropoda; Insecta; Coleoptera; Cerambycidae
Product: M-phase inducer phosphatase-like
Exons: 3
Coding region: 96-1493 (465 amino acids)
Biological process (GO): positive regulation of G2/M transition of mitotic cell cycle; G2/M transition of mitotic cell cycle; positive regulation of G2/MI transition of meiotic cell cycle
Cellular component (GO): cytoplasm; nucleus
Molecular function (GO): protein tyrosine phosphatase activity
Source: RefSeq, a predicted model, not a curated record
AGGGGUAACGUCGCUCUUAUCUCUGUGUGUGUGUGUGUGUUGUGUUUUUGAACUCAUUUGUUUAUAACUUUUGGAUUAUUCGUACAAUUCGCAAAAUGUGGGACUCUGACAGCAAGGAACCCUGCAACAUUUGCGAAUAUUCAAGAGCUAAGAAAAUGGUACAUUUUGACGGCAUGCAAGAGGACCUCUAUUUGGACAAAGAAAAUAUGCAAUCUUUCAGUUCGAUAAAAACCGACGAAUUGUCAAUGUAUGAAAACAACAGCCCUCUUGUUUUCACAGAGAACUCUCCUUCACAUUGCUCACAUGUAAACCGUCGUCCUCUGGAAGACCACGACUCAAAUUCGCAAGACUCAGGUUAUGGAGCUAGUUACACGGGAGACAAUGGCAAAUUUUUGUCUUAUGCAUCACCUACUACCACCAACUCCUUUGGAGCGAACUCCAUGUAUUCCAUGGAAGACGAAUAUUUGGACUUUUCUGAUGUCGAACCGCUAGAAAAGCCUAACAACUUGCCAGAGGAUUUCAACAAACUCAUAAAUGACCCUUUGGCACACAGUAGAGUUAAACCUCAAGAAAGAACAUCACCGAAAGAUACAAUCAUCAGACCGCUGUUUCGUAGAGCUCUUUCCCUGCAGUGUACUAACACCAAAAUUACUCCAGUCAGUAGCAGAGUACGUACAAGUUUGUUUAAAAGUGGCGAAUCAGAAAUUCGGUCCAGUAAAAGAUCAGAACCACCUACAGAAUUAGAAAUUAGCACAGGCAUCAAGCGCUCGAGGAUCUUCGAUGAGGAUGAAGCGGAUGAAGAAGAAGCCUCAGUUCCAGAAGCACAUCCUCCUUUACAACGUGCUUUUUCGGCCACAGAAGAAAGCAUAAUGUGUGCGUUACAAAGAUCCUCUACAGAACCAGACCUGAUCGGGGAUUUUACUAAAAUUUUUUCCUUGCCACUAACCCAGAGUCGUCACCAAGACUUGAAGGCUAUUACACCGAGUACAUUAGCCCAGCUAAUGAGAGGACAAUACCUAGAAACUAUAGCUUCCUUCAAGGUGAUCGAUUGUCGUUAUCCCUACGAGUUUAAUGGAGGACAUAUUGAUGGUGCUAUCAACAUCUACACCAAGGAACAAUGUAUAGAGCUGCUUGAUGCUAAACACGUGCCGUACGUCAGUUCCCUGAAGAGGCACAUUUUGGUGUUCCAUUGCGAGUUCUCUAGUGAACGUGGCCCUAAUUUAUAUCGUUACCUUCGCAAAGAAGAUCGUCAGAAGAAUGAAAAUGCUUAUCCAAAUUUGUUUUACCCGGAGAUCUAUCUUUUGGAAGGUGGAUACAAAAAUUUCUUCGAGCAGUACUCUGAAAUGUGCAUUCCGAUUGCUUAUAAAGAGAUGUUGCAUCCUGAUCACGAAGAUGAUCUGAGACAUUUCAGACAAAAGUCGAGGACAUGGAACAGUGAUUCUCGUCAUCGUCCCCACAGUGGAAGGAAUUGGAAGAGGUUGGGACUAAACUAAGCCUUUUUGAGCCAUCCUAACCUACAUAGUACAAAUGCUUUGUCAGAUGUGUGAACGGGUGUGUGCAUGCUAACGAUAAGUCAAUUUAUUGUACCUACUAUAUAUUGCAUCACAUUGGUGCGAUUACACGGAUUGUUUAAGACUUAGUCUUUUGUAAAUAAUUGUAUAUAAGAGUACCUUAUUGCUUAUCGCUCGUCAUUCAAUGAGAGAGCUAUUUUUUUGCAAUGCUACCACCAAAGUUUUCACAUAUAAUUUUAAAUAGUUGACUUUAAUGACUGUCUUGUGGUCACCUCAUUUUUUUUUCUUUAUGUGCAAUUAAUUUCGCAAUAAAAAUGUGAUGCGCCUCGUAUCAGUCCAUUUUUAUGUGCUGAUUGUAGUCUGCAAGUAUAUUUAUUUCAUUUAUUUUAGGAAUGUUUAGUUUAAUAUUUUUUGUACUUGGCAUAUUUUGAUGUGUUCUAAUUUAUAACUCAAGGAAUAUACAUUUAAUUUGUUAUGUGAUUUAUCCCUAUUUUACAGACUGAUAAAUUCCUUGUAUUUUAAAUUCUUAAUUAAGUUUAUGGUGAUAUAC